GUAUACUACAAAGACAUCUAUAGAUUUACUUAAAGCUGAUAACACUGAUAUCGCACAUAUGACCGGACUUCACUUUCUAGCCCUCACGACGCGACAGACCCACUUCCCUUUUCACUGAAAAUGUCUCAGAUAUUUUUGUGUUCUUGUUUCCAACCAAAAUGAAGUAGAACAACGUAUAGGUGAUAGCACAUUGUCUGAUAGGCGUUCGACGAGCUUACUGCAAGUUGAACUUGAUAUUAUUCUUUAUUAAGGAGAUCAAGCUUUACUUAGUUGCACAAAUGUAGCAGCUUCUUUCUAUUCUCCAAUUACUCUGGUGAGGGUGGCGAAGGCUGAAGGAUCAAUUCUAUAGUGUAUACUUUGCAUGUCUUUAUAGUGUUAAGGGGUAAAUAUGAGCCUUAUUGUGAUUUACUCUCCAGACUAUUAGCCCAAAGAGUGAGGGAAGCUGGUAAAAUUGAAUGCAGGCUGCAACAUAGCCCUAAAAUUCGCAGUACAAUGAGCCAAUGGAAGUUAAUGAUGUCAAGAAUGAAUUCAAUACGAACUUUUAUCCCUGCUAUCAUGCAUAGCGGCUUCAAUAUCGCAUAACACAAUGCUUCGAGAUCUGUCAUCGCGUCUAGAUAGGGAGAUUUGAAUGUUAUUUAUGGCACCAUGGGUAAGCAUAGCCUCUCGCUUUAUAAUGAAUUUGGCUUUUCUAUCAGAAAUAAUCUAGCAACUUAGAUAUGAUUCAGUAUAUUUAAAGAGACUUUCCACAUUUUUCGUUUCCUGCAUGUGAGUUAUACUUUUUUUCCCAUGCUAAUAACGUUAUGAAGGAAUUCUUAGCAAUUCCCUUAUCCCUAUCUUAACAUUAUUAUUCUUCUUUGUUUUUCUGCCCUCUUUACUGUUUGUCAUCUACCCUUCUGCUCCGUCUAUUCACACAUAGAGAAGGAUAUGAAGUUUCUUUUGUUUAACUAUUGCUUUAUUUCCCCAUAUUAAAUCCCUUUGGUCUUUUUCCGCUUUUUUCCUUUCGACGUCUUCACACUAGCAUUCUUAUCAUCAUACCACCAAAUUGAAGUUUUCCCUUGCGUUCAAGUCCACUCUACCGUCAACCUUUUGUUGCGCGAUCGAAUAAAUACUUGUUCACCUUCACUACUAAAGCUUGUCAAUUUGAAGUAUAAACGAAAAUCAAGAUUCUACGUUUGCACAGGAAAAAAGACGGGGAAACCCCUGUCUAAUUCCUUUUAAGUGUAUCUUUCUUUCCUAUUUUAAUUGUAGAUUCCCGUUUAUUCGAUUCAAGUUGUCCAUUCUCCUACUUAGUCAAGGUGCCUUAUUCAAUUCAGCCUACUGCAAAACAAUUCGUAGCACCCUUCGAGUCUUAGAAAUCCCCCGCAACGAGUACUCCUUUGUCGGUUUACUUUAAAUACUUUAAUAUCUUCUCAUUAUAAAGAGACCAAAUUAGAAUUAUCAUAUUCUGUAGCAGAAGAAUAUCAUCAUUUUAUUUGUUAUUGCUACUUUAGAUAAUCUGUAUAUCACACUGACUCUUUUUCUCGUCAGUCACGUGUGCGUUCGGUGUGCCCCGCCAUCUUAUUUGACGAAUAUAAAGCUGAAUUGUUCUUGAUGCUACAGGCCAGCGGUUUUGCACAUAAAAUAGUAAGCCAACAGCAACCAAUGGAUAAUUUGCUCUCUUUACCUUCAUAUGGGACGCAGAAUUUGGCUUCGUGUCGAGCCACUACACACAUCAAUAAACCGAGAGAUAUCCAGGCGGCAGCGAUCACCCCAUAUGCAGAUAGCACCAAUCAACACCGCCUUAGCAAUUCUCCCAGCGCCUACAUGAGUCCAUCUAACCUCAAUGGUGCCAUCGGAGCGGGUCCACAACACACCCCUGCUGGCCCCACAGCAGCGUAUCCGUGUCCUGGAAACUCGCUAGAAAACAGUCUCAACCUGACAUCUAACACCAUUUCCUCUUCAAAUAAGAACUCUCAUUUCAAGGUGAAUACAUGUAGCAGACUGUUUGUUGGACGGCUCCCGCCUUUAUGUACCGAGGAACAGCUUUCUGCUAUCUUUGGUGGGUAUGGUAACUUGCUAGAGGUGAAGGUGAUGCGCGAGGUCUCUGGACGGAGCAAGGGCAGCGCGUGGGUCCGCUAUGAAAACGAGGAAAUGGCGCGACGCGCAAUUGAGGCGCUGCAUGAGAAGUGGAUCUUUCCAACACAAACCAACGCCCUCCGCGUCCAGUUUGCCGUACCACCUAAGAAAGGAGGGACGCCCAUCACCUUCGCCAGCCCUCCUGCGUUGCCCUCCACGACGGCCUACCCCAUCGCGUCCUACCCCGCAACCGUGUAUGCUAGUCCGCAGCUGUUGGGCGAGCCCGCUCCGCUGUCCGUCGCACCAUUCCCACAGGGGCCGUUCUACGGCGAGCUGACGUCCUCGCCGGCGGCCUAUUAUGCCCCUCCCUCGACGGGCCCUACGGGUGCCGUGGGAAUUCCCCUCGGGGCAACCCCCAUGUGGUACGCCCAGGUGACGGCGCAACCGCCAGCGGUCACCAGCUACGCCUACCCCGCCGCACUCGGGGCCGUGCUCGUGAAACAAGGCGAGGGGUAUCUCCCUUUGCUUCAAUAUUGA
Phytomonas sp. EM1 is the source of this 2592-nucleotide messenger RNA. The record is from the annotation of a GenBank genome assembly. NCBI's taxonomy places the organism in Eukaryota, Euglenozoa, Kinetoplastea, Trypanosomatida, Trypanosomatidae.